GAUAACAUUCUAUUAAUUCUGUAGGAAAGCAUUUGAAGAAAUACAGGGCAUUUUGAGACGAGAAAGUAAUCGUGGCGAUGGCCCGCCAGCUGGUGAAGAAGUUGCUCCUCUGCGGAGCAAAGAGCUCUCCUGACGAGCCUCAAGAAGGACACAUUUGGGUUUGUGUUGGAGUUGAAGAGACGCAGAGGUUUGAAUUGGAUGCUCAUUUUCUCAAUCAUCCUCUGUUCGAGGAUCUUCUUAAAUUUACAGUAGAGGAGUUUGGGUAUUCCUAUGAUGGAGCUCUCAGGAUUGCAUGUGAUAUCGAUCUUUUCUCGCAUUUGCUUCAGCUGCUGAGGAGUAGCAACCCACCAGUGGAUUACAUGGAACUUCAGCUCCUUAUGGGGAGGUUAUAUGCAUGCAGGCGACAAAAGUUCCGCUAGCGUGAUACUUUUUAUUUUUUAUUUUAUUUUAGUUUUGUUGUUGGUGGUGGUGGUGGUGGUGGUGUUGGUGUUGUUGCUGGAGAUAUAGAUAAGGUGAGUAGAGUAUGCAAAUUGUCAAAAGUCACUAAAUCAAGAGUCUGAAGUUUUGAUGAACAUUGUGAAAGUACCCUAGA
Molecule: messenger RNA, 592 nt
Organism: Asparagus officinalis (garden asparagus)
Lineage: Eukaryota; Viridiplantae; Streptophyta; Magnoliopsida; Asparagales; Asparagaceae
Product: auxin-induced protein 6B-like
Exons: 1
Coding region: 78-419 (113 amino acids)
Biological process (GO): response to auxin
Source: RefSeq, a predicted model, not a curated record